AUGCAGGGGAAGAAAAACAAUCGAAAGAAGAAGAAGAACACGAACAACACUACGAAUACCGAUGCUUCUCGCAGUAGCAAUGCGAAGAAUAAUGCCUCCUCCGUGUCGUCGGACGACAUGGCAAUCCUCCGAGAGCAAUUACACAGGGUCAAUUUAACGUUAAAAGACGUCUCCGCGGACGGGAACUGUUUCUUUCGAGCGAUAUGCGACCAGAGAGAUGGGUCGGAGAUUCACCACUUGGACGUGAGAGAGGAGGUGUGCGAGUACAUGGAAAAACACGAGGAGGACUUCAGGCCGUUCGUCGAGGACGACGAGGAGUGGUCCGUGUAUUUAGCGCGAAUGAGGAAAGAUGGGUCGUGGGCCGGGAACAUGGAAGUGCAAGCGUGCGCGAGGUUGUUGAAAAUGCGGAUAUGCGUGCAUCGAGCGGGGCAGCCGCGGUGGGUGUUGUCGCCGUAUUUCGGCGAGAGCGGGAGUAGUAGUAGCGGCGGCGGCGAGAAGAAAAUGAGAAAUAAUGACAUGUCGGUGAGAGAGGAAAUCAUGGACGAGGAUUGCGCGUAUCAUCUAGCGUACGACGCGGAUCGAGGGUGCGAACAUUACAAUAGCGCGAGGAUGGUUGGGACCGCGGAUUCGGAUUUUCCAGGCGGGCCGAUUUCGUUGCGAUUGAUCACGGACGCGGAGAGCGAGAUUUUUGAGAUUGCACAGAAGACCGGGUUCGCGAGAGAUAUUGGGAGAGUUCGAAGACAUUUGAAGAAGGCGAUAGAGGAAGGGAGAAAGAUGGAGAGUAUGAGUCACGAUGAAGUCAUCGAGUUUGCGUGCGAGAGUUUGACGGAGGAAUUAGAAAAGGAGAGGAAAGAGAGGGAGAGUUUGUCCUUCCGCCGUAAAGGAGAAGAAAACGAGGACGAAAACGAAAAAGGGCUCGACGACAAAAAUGCGCAACUAAACGCAGACGAAGACGAUUAUGGCGGCGGCGGUGGAUGGGAGCGAGCGAAAACUAAACGCGAAAAAAGGAGAGGGAAGAGUAAGAGUCUUUUGGCGGAAGAAUACGAAGCGCUCACGCUGUAA
Molecule: messenger RNA, 1062 nt
Organism: Bathycoccus prasinos
Lineage: Eukaryota; Viridiplantae; Chlorophyta; Mamiellophyceae; Mamiellales; Bathycoccaceae
Exons: 1
Coding region: 1-1062 (353 amino acids)
Biological process (GO): protein deubiquitination
Molecular function (GO): cysteine-type deubiquitinase activity
Source: RefSeq, a predicted model, not a curated record